Lachancea dasiensis is the source of this 798-nucleotide messenger RNA. NCBI's taxonomy places the organism in Eukaryota, Fungi, Ascomycota, Saccharomycetes, Saccharomycetales, Saccharomycetaceae. The record is from the annotation of a GenBank genome assembly.
AUGAGUUGGGGAGGCUUCAAGAAAGCUGUCAAUCGAGCGGGCAAUAGUGUGCUAAUCAAAAAUGUUGACAAAACGGUGGAUAAAGAAUACGACAUCGAGGAGCGCCGUUACAAGACUCUAGAAAGAGCCGGCAAGGAGCUCCAAAAGGAGGCUAAGGGCUACUUGGACUCUCUCCGAGCUGUCACUGCUUCUCAGGUUACGAUUGCUGAGGUGAUUUCGAGUCUUUACGACGACUCUAAGUCUGUGAGUGGAGGUGGAUAUAAUGUUGGAAACUAUUACCUUCAAUGUGUGCAAGAUUUUGACUCAGAGACCGUGAAACAGCUUGAUGGUCCCUUUCGAGAAACUGUCCUGGACCCAAUCACAAAGUUUUCUAUGUAUUUCAAUGAAAUUGGCGAUGCUAUCAAGAAACGGGACCACAAGAAGCAAGAUUACGACGCUGCCAAAGCUAAAGUCCGUCGCCUCAUUGAUAAACCUGCUAAGGACGCUUCUAAGCUUCCAAGAGCCGAGAAAGAGCUUUCAUUGGCGAAGGAUAUUUUUGACAAUCUAAACGAACAGCUUAAAACAGAAUUGCCUCAAUUGGUUUCACUGAGAGUGCCUUACUAUGAUCCAAGUUUUGAAGCUCUUGUAAAAAUUCAGCUGCGAUUUUGUACAGAAGGAUACACACGACUUGCUCAAAUUCAGCAGUAUCUCGAUCAACAAUCUCGCGAUGAAUACGCCAAUGGUGUGUUAGAUGAGAAGAUAGCUGGCCUUCUCCAGCAAAUGAAUAACCUCAAUAUUUGUGCAUUAGGGUUCAAGUAA